Messenger RNA from Drosophila busckii, 939 nucleotides. RefSeq lists its product as uncharacterized. The record is from RefSeq and is a predicted model, not a curated record. NCBI's taxonomy places the organism in Eukaryota, Metazoa, Arthropoda, Insecta, Diptera, Drosophilidae. Gene Ontology annotation, cellular component: elongator holoenzyme complex. Gene Ontology annotation, biological process: tRNA wobble uridine modification. The transcript has 2 exons. Bases 103 to 858 code for a protein of 251 amino acids.
UGUAAAAUUACGAAUUUAUUUUGCAAAUUUGCAGCUUUUUGUAAUAACAAAUCAACAUAUAGACAAUCUUGGUGCGGCAUCCACGCACGAUUUGUCAACAUUAUGGCCACCUCAGUGCUGCUCGCCUGCGGGCUCAACGAACAGAAGCUGCCGGGCUUUGUGCACAUCAGCGAGGAGUCCAAUGUGGAUGGCAGCUUUUUGAUUAGCUGCAUAUUGGGCCAACGGCUGCGUAUCUCGAAUGCGGGCAUAUUGCUUGUCUGCCUGCAACAUCACUACAAGCACUACUUCAACGCUGGCAUGCGUCUUGGCUACAAUACCAACAUUUUUUUGGGCAAGACUUUGGAUGUGAUUGAUGUGCUGCGCGAUAUGGCCUGCCAGGGCCUGAAGUCCAAAUGGCUCUGUUGUCCGCAGGGACUUUCGCUGACGGAGCAACUGGUGGUGGAUAUACGCGCCCAGCUGGAGAAGAACUAUGCCAGUCGCAGCAGCUACACCAUUCUGAUUGACAACCUAUCAAUACUAUUCAAUUUGGGCGCCAGUAAGCUGCAAGUGCAGCAGUUCUGUCAAUCACUCGCCGACCUGGCCAAGGAGCACGAGAAUCUAACCGUCAUUACAAAGCUGAGCAACAGCGAUAUACACACGCUGACGGACAACAAUGUGGCCAAGCUGGGUGAUGUGCGCAUUCAGGUGCUGCGUAUGAAGAGCGGCGUCUUUCGUGAGGUCGAUGGCAAGCUGUUGAUUGAACGCGUGCUGGACGAGGGCAGCUAUUCGUGCGAACAGUCACGCAAGGAGGUUCUCUACAAGGUCAACGAUCGCAAUGUCAAAAUCUUUAAUCCCGGCGAGAUUGGCGUCAAAGUCUAAUUAUGUUAACAAUGUUAAUUACUUUUUUGUAUGGAACUUUACUAAAGCCAUUUUUAUAUUAAAUCUUUAGAUAACAAGCAA